GAUGCUCCCUCCCUUCCUGCCCUUCUCCUGCAGACCCUCUGUGACUCCAUCAUGUGCCUUUGGCAGGAAGAGACCGCUGGUGUGGGCACCGGCCUCUUGGCGGACCUUCUGUUCCUCAAUGCUGAGACCGGUGCUGCCAUGCUGGAUUUGCUUGUGGAGGAGGGUGUCUCCGAUCCAACGCAAGUGCCCGCCAUGGUGAGGUACAUCCACCAGUGGCUCACGGCCAAUGAGUCUGCUGGGCACAGGCUGGACGAGGCCCUUCUGGAGCUGACCGAGGAAUACCCCUCGGACGUGAUGAUCACCCUAUUGCGCUGGGCCCCAUCGUGUGACAGAGCUGCCGCGACCAUGUGGGGAACCAUCAUGUCCUCGAGCAGGACUGCGGAGCUGGCGCUGCAGUUACUCCUCGACGCGCUCAGCGCCUGGCCAGUGUACAGCGUGUACACCUCUGAUGGGGACAAUGCAGGAGUCUUUGCCCUGGCUGCAACCGUGGCACUGUGGAGAGUCUUCAAUCUGACCUGGCGCUCCCCUGUCGUGCUGGAGUAUUUCCCCAAUCUCUUUCUGCGUCUGCUCUUCCAAGCUUACAUCAGCACGCAGGAGAUGCCAGAAGAGGUUGAGACUUUCUGGAAGGGAUGCCAGGAGGAACACGGCCUCGCCACCAACCCCAACAGAACUCCCCACAAAGUCCCUGUGGUCAUGGGCGGCAGGGCCUUGUCACCAAGGGAGGGAUGA
This is a messenger RNA of Haemorhous mexicanus (house finch), 729 nucleotides long. RefSeq lists its product as uncharacterized. Bases 52 to 729 code for a protein of 225 amino acids. Lineage: Eukaryota; Metazoa; Chordata; Aves; Passeriformes; Fringillidae. The record is from RefSeq and is a predicted model, not a curated record. The transcript is spliced from 5 exons.